AUAGCCAAGUACGGUGGAAGAGGAUUGUUACAGCAGUAGUAACAUACCAAGAAGAAGAAGCAAAUUAAGCAUUAAUGGCUUCUCAAUCCGCCUUGUAUCUCCAUCACUACUCUCAGUCUCUCUCUUCUUUUUCUUCUUCCUCAUCCCACCGUGUCUCGUUCUCUUCCUCCAUUAAUCCCCUCCCCUUCCAUCUUCCUUCUUACACCACCUUUCCUGGGAUUUCGCCGUUGAAGGCUAAAGUCAUCGUUUCGCAGAAAAACUCUGACUUGAGAGCCAAAAGCACCGGCAGCAUAUCAGAGCCCAAAACUUCACCGGAAGUAAUUCCACGGCUGGAUGGCUUGACACUCCCGAAAUUUGAUUGGCAUAAUGGGAUUGAUGAUGAGGUUAGCCAAGAAGAUGAAGAAUCUUUGGAGGGCUGUGCUAUGAAGAGAGUGGAAGCGGUGAGAAGGAGGCUGGAGUCAGAUGAAGGAGAGCAGAGCAUAUCGCCAUCAGCUUAUCACACAGCACUGAUGGCUCUGGUGGAAGAUGUGAAUGGUAGUGGGGCCCCCCAGUUCCCAGAAUCGCUUCAAUGGAUAAUAGACAAUCAGCUUCCAGACGGAUCUUGGGGAGAUGCUGACAUAUUUGUGGCUUAUGAUAGGCUUCUGUGUACCUUAGCUUCCGUCAUUGCCUUGACACACUACAACGUUCAUCCUGACAAGUCCCACAAAGGACUAAAGUUCUUCAAAGAGAAUGUAAACACACUGGAAAAUGAGAAUAGAGAGCACAUGACAUGCGGGUUUGAAGUGAUUCUGCCGACACUUCUUCAAUCGGCAAAAAGUUUGGACAUCGAUUUGCCUGAUGACUUCCCUGCCCUUAAAGAAAUAUUUGCAAGGAGAGACGCCAAGCUCAGAAGGAUACCGAUGGAAGUGUUGCACAGUGUGCCAACGUCAUUGCUAUUCAGCUUGGAAGCAAUACCAGGACUUCAAUGGGAAAAGCUUCAGAGAGUGAGAAGCAAAGAUGGCUCUUACCUGUUCUGUCCCUCUUCCACUGCUUUUGCUUUCACCCAAAGCAAAGACCCACAUUGCCUCAAUUACUUAAACAGUGUGGCUCACAACUUCAACGGUGGAGUCCCGGAUUUCUACCCUAUAGAAUUUUUCGAACAACUAUGGAUUGUUGAUCGAUUGGAGCGUCUGGGAAUUGCAAGAUAUUUUCAACCAAAGAUUAAAGACAUCCUGGAUUAUGUUCACAGAAAUUGGAAUGAGAGAGGCAUUGGAUGGACCAAAGAUUCAGAGUUGCCAGAUCUUGAUGAUACAUCCAUGGGAUUCAGACUACUAAGAUUAAACGGCUAUGAUGUUUCUGCUAAUGUGUUUAAAACAUUUGAGAAAGAUGGAGAGUUCUGCUGCUUGCCCGGGCAAACAGAUGAAGGAGCAACAGUGAUGUUUAAUUUUUACAGAGCAACUCAAGUUCAAUUCCCAGGAGAGACUAUUCUUGAUGAAGGCAACAACUUUGCCACCAAUUUCUUAUCUGAAAAACGAGCUGCCAAUCAGAUUCUUGAUAAAUGGAUCAUAGCCAAAGAUCUACCUGGCGAGGUGAGUUAUGCAUUGGAUUUUCCUUGGUAUGCAAGCUUGCCCCGAGUAGAGACUAGAUUUUACUUGGAUCAUUACGGUGGUAGAGAUGAUGUCUGGAUUUCUAAAACCCUCUACAGGCUACACAAGGUCAGCAAUAACGAUAACCUUGAACUUGGGAAAUUAGACUACAACAAGUGCCAAGCUUUGCAUCGCGUAGAAUGGAAAAGAAUUCGAGAGUGGUACUCAGAAUGUGAACUAGAGAGGUUCGGAUUGAGUAAAGAAAGGCUUCUUGUGGCUUACUUUUUGGCUGCAGCCAACAUUUUUGAGCCUGAGAGAUCUCAAGAACGACUUGCUUGGGUCAAAACCUCUACAUUAAUUCACACUCUUAAAUCCACAUAUCGUGACCAACACCAAAGAAAAGCCUUUGUGCAUGAAUUCAAUAACACCAGUAACUCCUUAAAUGAACGCAGCGAGGGGCUUUUGGGGACUUUACUAGAAACUUUGCAUUCCUUCUCUCUGAGCUUACCUUCUUUGAUCUAUGAAUGCAUGCAGUGGAGAAAGUGGCUAUUGGGAUGGCAAAGCGAAGGAGAUAAGUGGGAAGGAGAAGCUGAGCUGUUGGUGAACAUGAUUAACAUUAAUGGUGGCUAUCAACUUUCUGAUGACUUACAGCUUAAUCCCCAGUACCAGAGACUGGUCCAAGUCUCUAAUCUACUCUGCCAUCAAUUAGAUUCUCUCCAAAGCACCAAGGGAAACAAUAAUAAUGGAAGGUACAAGGCCAGCCCAGAAAUAGGGGAGAAAAUGCGAGAGCUGGUGCAAUUGGUGCUGACUUCUAAUGGCAUGGAUCUCAACAUGAAGAAGACAUUCCUUACAGUGACAAAAAGCUUUUACUAUGCAGCUUACACUGAUCCACACACUGUCAAGUCUCACAUUGAAAAAGUCCUCUUUCAGAGAGUCAUGUAAUAUAUCUGUAGACGUCGCAUGUUCUCUUAUGAGAAACGCACAAUAAUCAAUGUACUAUGGCUUGUAAUUUAUUCGAGACGCAGCAAGCUUUUUAAUUUCCGUGUCUAGAGCCCGGAUGAUCGGGUGAGAAUGACAGUAAGAUUCUUGGAGAGCGAAGUAAUGAA
Molecule: messenger RNA, 2671 nt
Organism: Prosopis cineraria
Lineage: Eukaryota; Viridiplantae; Streptophyta; Magnoliopsida; Fabales; Fabaceae
Product: ent-copalyl diphosphate synthase 5-like
Exons: 14
Coding region: 75-2507 (810 amino acids)
Biological process (GO): gibberellin biosynthetic process
Cellular component (GO): chloroplast
Molecular function (GO): terpene synthase activity; magnesium ion binding
Source: RefSeq, a predicted model, not a curated record